Tricharina praecox is the source of this 1891-nucleotide messenger RNA. RefSeq names its product aldehyde dehydrogenase domain-containing protein. The record is from RefSeq and is a predicted model, not a curated record. The transcript is spliced from 4 exons. Bases 43 to 1638 code for a protein of 531 amino acids. Lineage: Eukaryota; Fungi; Ascomycota; Pezizomycetes; Pezizales; Pyronemataceae. Gene Ontology annotation, biological process: GABA catabolic process. Gene Ontology annotation, molecular function: succinate-semialdehyde dehydrogenase (NAD+) activity.
CAACAGCUUCUCUCUACACAUCACCACCACACCAAUUGAGCAAUGCAGCGCCUCACAUAUCUCCUAGGCCCAUCGCUCCGUGCACGUCCCGUCCUGCGGCGGUUGGCUCAGCCAGCCAGUGCCGGGUUCUUCAGAGCUCCCAUAAGCACCCACACCGUUCCGACUCUCAAAGACCCGACACUCCUGAAACCAUUCCCCUUCCUGGACAAUGAAUUCCUUGUGCCCACGGCCUCCCAAAGUACCUUCACGGUCGCCGACCCCGUGUCCGGCCAGACCAUCGCGCAAGUCCCUGACCAAGGCGUCGAGGACGUGCGGCGGGCCAUCAGCUCCGCGUCCACGGCCUUCAAGUCGUUCCGGCACACGACCGCGCGCGAGCGCGCCAACCUUCUGCGGCGGUGGAACGACCUCGUGCUAGAGAACAAGGAGGACCUCGCCACGAUCAUAACGUGGGAGAACGGCAAGCCGAUCGCCGACGCCCGCGGCGAAGUCUCGUACGCCGCCAGCUUCCUCGAGUGGUUCGCCGAGGAGGCUCCCCGCGUCUAUGGCGACACCAUCCCCGCCGGCGUGCGCGCGAACCGCAUCAUCACCCAGCGCCAGCCCAUCGGCGUCUGCGGGCUCAUCACCCCUUGGAACUUUCCGGCCGCCAUGAUCACACGCAAGGUGGGGCCUGCGCUGGCAGCCGGGUGCACCGUCGUCAUCAAGGCGCCGGGUGAAACGCCGUUGACGAGUUUGGCGUUGGCGGAGCUGGCGAAGAGGGCGGGCAUCCCGCCGGGUGUGCUGAAUAUCGUUACGACUCUCGAGAAUACGCCAGAGGUCGGAAGGGAGAUGUGUAGCAACUCAACGGUGAAGAAGAUUUCGUUUACCGGAAGCACGCCGGUGGGAAAGCUGCUUAUGCGGCAGUCAGCCGACACGCUGAAGAAGCUCAGCUUUGAGCUGGGCGGUAACGCACCGUUCAUUGUCUUCGACGAUGCGGACCUUGACAUCGCCGUUGCUGGUGCGGUCAUAUCGAAAUUCCGCAGUUCGGGCCAGACCUGUGUCUGUGCCAACCGUAUCUUUGUCCAAGAGGGCGUAUAUGAUGAGUUCGCCGAGAGGCUCUCAGAUAAGGUUAAGGAAUUCCGGGUCGGCUCGGGUUACAAUACGAAUACUACUCAUGGCCCGCUUAUUCAUCCCCGCGCGGUAAAGAAGGUGCAUGAUCAUGUUGAGGAUGCACGGGAGGCGGGCGCAGAGGUGCUGCUCGGUGGGAAGAAGAUGGAGCAUCUCGGAAUGAACUUUUAUGAACCUACUAUUCUCACCGGGAUGAAGACGGAGAUGCGUCUCUACCGCGAGGAAACUUUCGGGCCGGUGGCAGCACUGUUCCCUUUCAAGACGGAGAAGGAAGUUGUCGAGCUUGCGAAUGAUACCGACGUGGGCCUUGCGGCAUACUUCUUCUCGAAGGAUUAUAGUCGGAUCUGGCGGGUGGCUGAGGCCCUGGAAGUGGGGAUGGUCGGGAUCAAUACCGGGCUGAUCUCCGAUCCUGCGGCUCCGUUCGGAGGAGUCAAGCAGAGCGGCUUUGGAAGGGAAGGGAGCAAGUACGGGAUCGAUGAGUACACGGUCGUCAAGAUGAUGACGUUCGGCGGGAUUGGUGAUCUGCAGGAGUAGUGUAUUAUAGCAGAGAUGAUUGCACCAUUCGGUGAUGCUCUUGCCAUAGAAAUAAGCACUCAGCACAACCGGCUACACGGAUAUCACACACUCCCUACCUACUAUGGCAGGCCCUCAAUCAAUUUUUUGAAAUUGUAUCUUGAACAGGUGGUUGUGGAUGUUUCGGGAAGGCUUUUUUUGUUUCAUCCUGGAUUGAUUGCGGCCUAUCUACCCAGAUCAUGGCGGUACACUCUCUGUUUCUAUGUCUACUGUC